AGUGAAGUGCAGUCUAUGCCGGUAGUAAACGAACUUGCACCACACGGCCUGGUCGACUGGAAACCUUCUGUUGGUGGACAUCUGAGCUGUAGCGGAGAUAAGUCAGCGAAACCAAAUGAAAGCUCAGAAGAUACAUCAAAGAAUGAUCUAUCGGAAAGUCGACAUAAAAACUUGUCAAAGGUUUCGGAUGCGUGGAGGCGUACAUUGGCCCAUCGUGACGGUUACGAUCCGAUCAGUAGUAAGCAUCCACGAUACACAACGAGGAAGCUAAAACAGGAAGUGCAGGCCGUUUUAAACGCUGAGAGAUCAUCAGUAAAUGACAGUGGAAAAGUAUAUGGACUAGUACAAGACAUUUUGGAACUCCUGUUUGAGGCCGAGUUGCAUAGGAGCACUAUGUGCACGGCUUGCGAGCGUCUGAAAGAACAGUUUGAACGUGAUGCGAAUUUCAUACGUGACUUACACGCAAAGCAAAACGUCCCUAUCGCUAUCACAAAUACGCUUUUGGACACUCCAUUUCCUUUGACAAAAACAAAUAAUGCUGAUAUUAGCUCAUCGAUUUCGUCCGUGAACCUAGAAGGAAAUGGAACAAAAGUGCUCGAGCCUUGGAUUGGGGCAAACUCUCUUCCGCCUUCUAGUUCGCCUAAUGUGAUCGUUCCACCGCCGUUGCCUCCACAGUCACAACCAUUUUCGUGUGUUCCUCUGAUAGACGUCACAAGACCACCUCCUCCGAUUGCAGAGGCCAAACAGGUUGCUAACCUAACCCCUGUUGCACCACCGCCACCUCCUCCUGCAGCUCCUCCUCCUUCGAUUGGCAUCCCGGCUACAAAUCUUCCACCUAUGGCAGUCGACUGCUCAUUUGCGAUUCCUCCUCCUGCUAGAGCACCUAGUAAUGAAAUGCUUACUCCACCAUCUUGUCCACUUUCUGUGUGGGCACCAACGACAGUUCAUCCGACUGUGCCUGUACAGGAAACGGUUUCGUCUGUCCUCAACGCAACUUUGAGACCGAACACGUCAAAUCAGUACAGUGGACCUUUCGGACCACCAAUUGGUUCAUUCCACAACGGAUCUUCGCAAGCAGUGGACACUUUCGAUGGAUUGCAGGACCGUUAUCCACCCAGUGAUGUAGCGCCGUUUCAAUGCUUUAGCGAUCGAAGGUGGAACUAUAGGCGACCGUACAAUAAGGAACACGUUGGAGGCGACAGACAAAGAUGUUUCAAAAGGCGCCGCUACUCAUCGCAGUCGCACUGUUAACAAUGGGAUUGCUUAUUGUUAUCUAGGUACGAAGAACAGUUCUUCUGUUGUCUAUGUUACGUAUUCUUUUGUUCAUUGAUUUCGAUUACAUUCAUUGAUGCUUCUGAAGUGCUUUGGAAUUUGUUCACUGUUUCCUUUUUAAAUAGUGCAUGUCAAUAUUUCUUCUUGCAAUAGUAAAAUCAGGUAUAUUUUUGUUCAUGUGCUCCAUAUGCAGCCUCUUCUGCAAAUAAUGCUGAUAAGAUGGUCUUAAAAGCGCAUUCAUGUGCGGAUCUCAUGCGAUU
Cylicocyclus nassatus is the source of this 1532-nucleotide messenger RNA. NCBI's taxonomy places the organism in Eukaryota, Metazoa, Nematoda, Chromadorea, Rhabditida, Strongylidae. The record is from the annotation of a GenBank genome assembly.